AUGGCCUCUCCAGAUUCUUCCCCUUCUGUUGUUCCACUCCCAGUUUUCCCUGCAGCUUCACCUUCAAAUUCUAGUUCUAGUACAUCUCCUCCUCCACCUCCAGACUCUUCAGCUCCACCUCCUCAAUCCUCUUCUCCACCAGCUCCGCCUUCUCCUCCUCCAUCAGACCGUGUACACCAUCGUCAUUUGGUUUCGCUCGUUGGUUAUUGUAUCUCAGAGCAACAAAGGUUACUUGUCUACGACUAUGUGCCAAACGACACGCUUGACUAUCAUCUUCAUGGUAAAGGCGGGACUAUGGAUUGGGCUACCCGAGUUAAAGUAGCUGCUGGUGCAGCACGUGGACUUGCUUAUCUGCAUGAAGACUGCCAUCCCCGCAUUAUCCAUAGGGAUAUCAAAUCAUCAAACAUUCUCUUGGAUAUCAACUUUGAAGCACAGGUUGCAGAUUUUGGGCUUGCAAGGUUAGCAGGUGAUGUCAAUACACAUGUGUCAACUCGUGUGAUGGGAACCUUUGGAUACUUGGCACCAGAGUAUGCAUCUAGUGGAAAAUUAACGGAGAAAUCUGAUGUUUAUUCAUUUGGCGUUGUACUUUUGGAGCUUAUUACUGGGCGGAAACCUGUUGACCAAUCUCAGCCCUUAGGCGAUGAAAGCCUGGUUGAAUGGGCUCGACCUUUGCUUGCUCAAGCACUUGAGACUGAAAAUUUUGAAGAUAUAGUAGAUCCUAGGCUUGAAAAGAACUUUGUUGCGAGUGAGAUGUUCCGGAUGAUUGAAGCAGCUGCAGCUUGUGUACGUCAUUCAGGCCCAAAAAGGCCUCGUAUGAGCCAGGUGGUUAGAGCUCUAGAUUCCAUGGAUGAGCUGUCAGAUCUGUCCAAUGGAAUGAAACCUGGACAAAGUGAAAUUUUUGAUUCAAGGGAACAAUCUGCACAGAUAAGAAUGUUUCAAAGAAUGGCCUUUGGAAGUCAAGAGUACAGUUCAGAUUUCUUCAAUUACUCCCAAAGCAGCUAUAGAAGUUGAGUUUUCAAUGGCGUAUUAUCAAAUAUUUCCCUUGUGUUCCCACCUGGUGCAAAAUCCUAGCAAUUCGCGCCGACAAAUGGUGGUUUCUCACAAUCUUCGAAUGAAUAUACCAUAACUCACUGAGAGAUCUGACCUGUAAUUACAUUGUGUAAAUCACUGUGCUAUUCCUUUUUUGGUUAGCGUUGAAAUCUGCUUUCUUUUUUUAUUCCUUUUUGUUGUCUUUACUAGAUCACACGGCAAACAAUUGGUUUUGUAGCAUUCUGAAAUUCAACAUUCUAUUCAUACAA
Molecule: messenger RNA, 1298 nt
Organism: Nicotiana tabacum (common tobacco)
Lineage: Eukaryota; Viridiplantae; Streptophyta; Magnoliopsida; Solanales; Solanaceae
Source: RefSeq, a predicted model, not a curated record